AUGACGGACAUGUCUUCCUCCUCCACUUCCAAUUUCUCAGCACCUAGACGUGUCCCUACCACUACAUUCGACACCAUCCUCCCACCUGAAAAGAUCAUCACCUGGGAGCAGGAGGACGCGGCCGCAAAGAAGAAGCGCUCCUCUACGGAGCUUGCAGCCAAGGCAAAGUCAAAGGUUGGUACUACCAUGAAGUCAGCCUUGAGCAAGGCUGAUCAAGUGAAGAACGUGGUGAGCAAGGCAAGGGCGAAGCGGGAGACGGACAAGCAGAUCAGGAAGGCUGAGAAGGAACAUCAGAAGGCAACCCGCUGA
Alternaria postmessia is the source of this 309-nucleotide messenger RNA. RefSeq lists its product as uncharacterized. The record is from RefSeq and is a predicted model, not a curated record. The transcript has a single exon. NCBI's taxonomy places the organism in Eukaryota, Fungi, Ascomycota, Dothideomycetes, Pleosporales, Pleosporaceae. Bases 1 to 309 code for a protein of 102 amino acids.